Messenger RNA from Hemiscyllium ocellatum (epaulette shark), 1559 nucleotides. It is a transcript of the gene bag5, whose product is annotated as BCL2 associated athanogene 5. NCBI's taxonomy places the organism in Eukaryota, Metazoa, Chordata, Chondrichthyes, Orectolobiformes, Hemiscylliidae. The transcript has 2 exons. The coding region runs from base 110 to 1456 and encodes 448 amino acids. Gene Ontology annotation, biological process: negative regulation of protein ubiquitination; protein stabilization; regulation of inclusion body assembly. Gene Ontology annotation, cellular component: membrane; cytosol; cytoplasm. The record is from RefSeq and is a predicted model, not a curated record. Gene Ontology annotation, molecular function: protein-folding chaperone binding; adenyl-nucleotide exchange factor activity.
UUGAGUGUGCGCAUGUGCGCGGUCGGAAACUCCUCGCCAACGUUCAUCACAGAAGCGACCUGUUCGGGAGUUUGUCGACACACUAUGACUCAUUAGGGAAAAAGGGAAUAUGGCCAUGGGUCAACAACAUCCUUCCAUGAUUAGAAUCCAAGAAAUUCAGAAGGGAAUCCAUGAAGCUAGGCGACUUGUAGUUUCGUUCAGUGGUACACAGUCUGAUAGAGAAUACAAGCGCCUGGAGAGCACUUUGAUCAAGAUGCUGUUUGAGUUAGAUGCAGUAGACACUGAUGGCAAGCCUGACAUCCAGCAUGGCCGAAGAAGUGCAGUGAAUGAUGUGGAGGGACUGCUCAAAGAGUUAGAGCAAAUUGCAACUCAUCCAUCACGUCUGAGGGUGGAAAAGGUCUUCAGUGAUGCACAACAGUUGGUUACCAAUGAGUUAUCUUCAGCUGGGGGUUUGAUAACUGAGGAAUUUGCUGAGCGCAUCCAAGAAAUUAUAUUUCAACUGACACAGGUGAAAACAGGAGGAAAAAUUAGCUUGAGGAAAGCUAGAUAUCGAGCUUUGACCAAGAUUUGUGCACUGCAGGACAUCAUUGACAAUUGUAUUGGUCGGCAAGCCUUAUCUUUACCUCUGUCUGCAGAUACACACCCUUCUGUUCCCAAGAUCAACUCUGUUUUAUGUGAAGUUAGCAAAGCAAGAUGGGAUGUAAUUGGCCUACUUAUGAACCUGAAUACCUUGGAGAACUGUGCACAUCUUUCACGUAUUCUCACAGGAUUGUUAAUGCAAUUGGAUGCAAUCGAUGUGGCUGGGCACUCAGAAGCAAGAAACUAUCGGAAACGUGUAGUGCAUGAAAUCAAUUGUUUACUCGAACACUUGGAGAUUGAAUCAGAAGGCGAGGCUGCAGGUAGUUACGAUCUAGCACAAAAUCAGUCUAUCAAACAGAUAGAAGAAAUAGGGAAGAAGACGGCACAUUUAAAACAACAGCUGCUACAACUAGAAAAUGCUUCUGACCUCCAUUUCAAACCAAAAGGAGAACUGCAAAGUGUUCUUACUGAAUUAGAUAAAGUAGACAUUGGCAAAAAUCCAUGUAUCCGUGAAGCUAGGAGAAGAGCUGUAGUUGAUGUGCAGGCUGUAAUAGCUUAUGUUGACCUGAAAGAGACGCUUGCGAAGAGAGCAAACAUGGAAGAGCAACUUAGGGAUGAACACCCUUCACAGAAAGCUAUAUGGCAGGUUCUGAGCGAUUUGUCAGAAUUUCAAAAGCAGGUAUUGUCAUUUGAUGGAGACAGAACAGACAAGAAUUACAUGAGACUGGAAGAAAUGCUCACAAAGCAACUCCUAGCACUCGAUGCAGUAGAGACCCGAGGGAAUGAUGGUGCUAAGGUUGCCAGAAAACAAGCAGUGAAAUUUGCUCAAAAUAUUCUGAAUUAUCUAGACAUGAAAACAGAUGAAUGGGAAUAUUGAAUAGCAGUUCAAUGCAUGAAGCAUAGCGUUUUUGACUCAUGCUUUGCACUAUUUCUAUUCAUUUAGAAGAAUUGUUGAGGCACAUUUACCACUAUCAGGAAGA